Messenger RNA from Metarhizium acridum CQMa 102, 2241 nucleotides. RefSeq lists its product as uncharacterized. The record is from RefSeq and is a predicted model, not a curated record. NCBI's taxonomy places the organism in Eukaryota, Fungi, Ascomycota, Sordariomycetes, Hypocreales, Clavicipitaceae.
AUGUCGGUCCUCCGACAGCUCAUGUCCAACAGCAAGACCCGCUCCUCCGGGGGCUGUUGGACCUGUAGAGUGAGACGCAAGAAAUGCGCUGAGAACCGCCCGGAGUGCGAUACCUGCAAGGCUCUCGAAAUCACCUGCCAUUUUCAGGAUGAAAAGCCGGAUUGGAUGGAUGGCGGACCCAAGCAGAGAGAGAUGGCUGAUAAGAUCAAGGCUGAGGUGAAGAAGCAGGCAAGCCAGAGGAGGGAUCGCAAGUAUCUAGAGAUGCUGGAAGCAGGGACUAAGAUGGUGAGCAUAAGCGACACUGACGAUCCACAGGCCAACGGGGGCCGUGGAAAGGACCCCAUGUCUGGUGCUUCAGAUACCGACCGGUCGCUUCGUAGCCGUGGAAUCGGCUCAUCGCCAGAAUCAACCAACACGAAUGGCGCCUCACCGCCAGAAGUGCCGUGGCACAGCCAGGUCUUUGUGCGGCAAGAGGAUAAUGACAAUGGACCCGACGCCGACCUCCACUUCUUGAUGAUUUAUCUCGAUUACGUCUUCCCCUAUCUGUUUCCACAUUACCGGCCGCCGGUUCUUGCGGGAGGUCGCGGCUGGAUCUUGGACGUCCUGCAGAGUAACAAAUGCGUCUAUCACACUGCGGUUUCGCUGGCAAACGCAUUCUUCGCCAUUGUUCUGGCAGAUGGAAAGAAGGAGCACGAGCAGUGUACGAUGCGGAUGGUGCACAGCCUGGAAAGCCAGCUUGAACUCGGCCUCAAAGAACUGUCCAAGGAGAUGUGCGCCAUCAACGCCAGUAGAACCGGCUUCGACAGGCAAAAGGGUCUAGUUGUGAUGCAAAGCAUUAUUCAGAUGCUCUUCUUCGAAGUCGCGACCUCCAAGAAAGAGAAUUGGCGACUGCAUCUCGAUGCUGCGAUUGCAUUGUUUGUCCAGAUAUUGUCCGACCCUGCACAGUGGACGGGGACCCUGCACAGCUUGUAUAGCCCGCGGUGGCCUCCGCCUGAGAUUGGCGUGAAGAGACCAUGGAGUACCAACCAGGCAGCUCUGCGAUUUUUCACGGCGACUCUCAUAUACAUUGAUGUGCUGUCGAGUGUGACGCUCGGAAGCUCACCGCGCCUGCUCCGAUAUCAUGAUACCAUUAUCCCAGCGUGUGCAGAAUUCCAGAGAAGCAUUGAGCCCAUGCCUGCUGGGCCGCUGACCAUGGAUGAGUUCUUCGGCUUGCCCAACUGGAUCAUCCAGCUUCUCGGCAACGUAGCCGCGUUGGAAUCCUGGAAGCGCAUACAAAAGCAAAUGGGCUCACUGUCAGCGGAUGAGCUGGUAUCGCGAGGAAAGGUGCUCUCCGACGGAAUCAAGACCGGGCUUGAUAUUCUAGAGAACCAUCCCGAACUGCGAUACCCGCCCCAGGGUGUAUUCCCUCUGCUCGUCGCAGACCCUGUGACGGGAGCCCACGCAGAGGAGCAACCGAGGUUCCAGAUGAUUUGGCUGCUUGCAACGCUGAGCUACCUGAACGUCAUCGUAUCAGGAUGGCAACCAUCCAGCCCUGAAAUUCGCUGGUCUGUGUCCAAGGCAACGGAGCUGCUCACCUCGCUUCCGACAGGAGCCUGGCUGAGAGCGUUGGCUUGGCCCAUGUGCAUUUGUGGUUGUCUUUCGCCGCCAGAAGACGAAGACAAGUACCGCCAAAUCGCACGUCGACUUGGCGCGUUGCAAAUAUUUGGCACUGUCAAGGAGGCCAUGGAAGUCAUGGAGAAGAAACACGCAAUUAUGGCUGCCUCGCGAUUUGACGCACAAAUGUACACAGCAGAGGCGCACGUCGAGAGCGCGGGCACCGUUCUCUUCCGACUCUCGGCCCGCGAGAUCUGUCUUCUCUGCCUGCCACGGCGUGACGAGUACGUCCUCCCCAAGGGACGUCGCAAGAAGGGCAUUCCCUGCCGCUUAUUACCCGUCAACUUGGUUUCCCGCGCCUGUCCCAUGUUCGAGAUGGAGCAUGUGCCGGACGAAGCUCGCUCCUACAAAGGCAUCUGCGAGCCGAUUACGGCACAGUUGCGCCGCCUGAGCGAAAACGACGUCAAACUAAUUUGGUGGUUUGCGGCUGCCGUCAACGAGGGAGAGCCUAUCCGCCAACAUGAGAUGCACAAGUUUGAGGUGGAGUUUCACAGUUACGAUGACGCUCUCCAGAAAUUGACGUUUGGGGAUGAUCGCAAACUGGUAAAGAAGGCGAUUCAGCUUGUCAAUUCUACACUUGGUUUCUAG